Messenger RNA from Mesorhabditis spiculigera, 1305 nucleotides. NCBI's taxonomy places the organism in Eukaryota, Metazoa, Nematoda, Chromadorea, Rhabditida, Rhabditidae. The record is from the annotation of a GenBank genome assembly.
AUGUCGUCGAAAAUUCGCAUUUUAUUCCCCCGGAACCCCCCGGACGUUUUUGACGACUGUAAGGAGUUUCCGACAUAUGCGCCAACGAUUGAAUGUCUGUUUCCGGGGUGGACGUUGGAGAUAAUUAUGACAAUUUCGCAAGCCCUUCAGCUUACUGUAGAGCCGGUUUUUAUGGAGGGCGCCGUCGGUGAGGUGAACUGGGGAACUUUGGCGAACGGAAGCUGGGAGGGUGCAUUACAAUACCUACAACAAGAUAAAGUUGACGUGAUCGCACUGCUUUUUCAACAAACCGACGUGCGGGCGCAGUAUUUCGAUUAUUCGUAUCCGGUUACUUAUAUCCAACAAGUCUUAAACGUCCGCGAAAUCGAUGCCACCGGUGAAAUCUCCAUUUGGGACGCGAUGAAGCCGUAUCAAAACCCGGUGUGGGGCAUAUUCCUUGCCUCGCUGGCCCUCCAGGCUGUAGCGUUAAUUUUUGUAAAAAAGGUGGAAAAUCGGCUCGACGGGAUCCAGGGAGAUAGCUGCUGGGAGACAGUCUGGAAUUUAAUCGCCUACCAAUUAAUGCAAUACCAGGAAUCGCUGAAUUUUUUUACAAAUGCUGGCCGUUUCCUGUUGAUAAUCUUCGGCGUGGGCCAUCUCCUUCUAUUCCUCGGCCUAUAUCAAAGCUAUUUAAUUUCCGCGUUGCUCCAAGAUACAGUAACCCUACCAUUUAAGGACCUAAACGAAAUGAUCCAAUCAGUCAGUGACGGUCACUACCAGGCUGUGAAGAUACAGAAUGGGAAUUGGAUUUUCUCGGACAUCGAAGUGAGCCCAUUUUUCGAGUCGAUGCGCUCGGCACUAAAGUUGAAUCCCUGGGCGAUUGUCAAGGACAGUUUUGCCGGGAUCGAUCUGUUAGAAACGGGAAAAUACGUAAUGUUUAACCAAAUCGACGCCUAUUCCGCACUGUACGUCAGCCAAAGAUGCGAUUUGCUGACGAUUAGCGAAGGUCUUCCACAAAAAUCGGCUCAUUUUCUCUUCCAGCGUGGCUCCGAAUUUCUGAGCAAAUUUAAUAAGCAAAUUAUCAUGCAACAAUCCUUCAUCCUACGCACCUACAACAAAUACUUUGACUCGGGCUUCAAGCUGUCCCGGCCGAGCGAUUGCCACGAGUCCUCAGGACCUACUGGCGAUUUUAAAGUUUUGGGCGUCAUGGACUGCAUCGGGCUGUUCGUGGUUUUGCUGAUCGGCUGGGCUGCGGCCCCAUUCGUCUUCAUUGCCGAAAUCUUUGUUUUUAAGAUCGUUGCCCGGAAAGUGACCGGAAGGCCGAAAUUA